Messenger RNA from Actinia tenebrosa (Australian red waratah sea anemone), 5551 nucleotides. RefSeq lists its product as uncharacterized. The record is from RefSeq and is a predicted model, not a curated record. Lineage: Eukaryota; Metazoa; Cnidaria; Anthozoa; Actiniaria; Actiniidae.
UUGAAUUACGAACAUGUACGAAGGUUAGAGAGAAUAAGAGAUUGGUCGCAUAGAUCAUUUGAACUUGGUUGGAUAUCUUUAUUGCUUGUUGGUGAUCUUCGUCAUAACAUACUGAAAACGAAGUUUGCUCCUGUUUUCUUUCUGCUCUUUCAAGGAAUUAUAUUCAACAUUGGCUCUCCCUUCAAAAAGACCACGUUGCCAUAGCUACGUGAGAUCAUUUUAAUAGUGGGAACUCACCACACCACAGGGAGUCCGCAGAGGAUAAACAUUUUUGACGACAGUGAAAAAUAAGGUCAGGUAUAGUAUUGUUUGCCGAUGGCGGUGAUCUGGGAUCCGUGGUUUUCUAAGUUGGGAUCUCAAGUUUUCUUAACACCUUGCUUUAUUCUUAUCCUUGGCUGAAAAAUCAUCUCAGAGUUUAGUUGUGAAUCAUCAUCCUACAAUGAGGGCGUUUCUUCGCUUUGGGCAUCGGAAUUCUCGGUUUAGCCAUGCAUAGCCCCAUUUCGCAAUAGAAAAACGUGAAAUUGCUUAUAAUUUCAAAUAAAUGUUGUGGUUGUUUUUUUUCUGAUAAAAGCCGAAACGCGUUCCAUUCCGGCACAAGGCGGACAAACGCCGGUAUCAAAGAGGGAGUCAAGCAUCUAAAUUUUUCGUUUAUCACACUUACAAACGCAGCACAUUGUAUUUUUAGUUCAAAAUCACUGGAGCAAAACCAGCUCAAAAUAGCAUCCCAGCUAGCGGAAGACCUAGGGCUUUUAAUAAGACGCAUUGUAUUUUCAUGACGAUUGAAAUCAAAUUUUUUUCGUGGGCUGCUCGUAUAUUGUCAGUGACAGCGGUGACGCUGUACUCCCACGUACAACAAACCCAUUUCCCUGAACUAUUCAUACCGACCAAUCAGAGAGCACCAAAACAAGAUCAAUGACACCACAGCAUCUUACAUGAAUCUUCAAAAAGAAAGUAGCUGUGAAAGAGCAUGUGAAAGGACUGUGAAAACAUAUACACUGAGGUAAGAUCGAUGACUUUAACAUCGACACGUUUAUUCUUUGAAUAUUCUUUUGCUGUCUUGGGAAUGAGUAUAAAGAAGCUGUUCAUAGUCUGAUGCAAGGACUGUCAGAGCCAAGGUUUGACAACCAAAGUCCAACCAAACCGCCAAGGAAGUAAAAUAAAUACACAAGACAGUCCAUGCAAGCUUAUCUCGGUUAUCGAAGUAUCUACCAUAAACUAGAGCUACUUAGGAUUGCAAUCAUUUAAAAAUUUAUCCUAUAAAACUAAGAUUCUGCCAUCUCUAUCAGUCCAGUGGUAGUUCAAUAAUUUUGCAAUCGAUCCUUACUUUUUAUUUUAUUAUUUUCGUAUAGGCAAUCGGUAUUUCAUCAAUUUUUUUUGAAUUUCAUAACAUCCGUUCCGGCAUACAUAUAUUUAUAUGCAUAGCAAGAAGUCGAAUUUUUUACCUAUAUAUAAUGCUUCUUUACCGGCAUUAAUAAAUAAGCUGCUAUUAUAUCAUGUUACUCCGGAGAAAAUUUCCCCCCUUCGACCAACUUUCACACAUUACGUCAAGUGGUUAAUCACGUGCCACUUAGUGACGUCACUAAUGUAGGUGUGUGUCAGUUUCAUGCUCUGAAUCUAUUUCAUUUCAAAUUCCAAAAGUACGACCAGGAAGCUUUCCUUCAAGUCAGAAUAUAUAUAGGAAUUCUUAUAAUCCUAGAUAGACGAGCAUUAUUUUAAAAUUUUGACUGAAUUUUUCGAUGUUAUAGUCUGAUAGUUUCCAUAAGCCGUAUUGGCUUCAUAUGCAUCAGUAAUAAUAUGUAAACUGAGACGAUGUCAAAAAGGUUGAAUUCGCACGAGUUUAAAACCAAACGUAUGAGAAUACACACAAGAGUCUUCUGAUUCUAAUGCUUUGAAGUCACGUUUACUUGCCCUUAGACGUGACGUCCAAACUAUACCUUAGACAAACAUCACCAAGUCAUGAUGACCCUCGGUGUGCCUUUGUUUUAUCCAGCGCCAUGACUCGUCUGUAAACAUUUUCACAAUUUUAGCUUACUUAGCUUGAUCUGGGUCGCUACGAUUAUGUCAGUGAAUCACGUCAAAAGCAUCUGCUUGGAUUUCUUUAGGGGCACUGUGUAUAUUGUCGGAACGUAAGGACGGACCUAAUUGAGUAUUUGAGCAAACACUGGUGGAGAAGGUCAAUGAUUUGGUCAAACUUUCUCUUAAGCUCAGGCAUAGUUUAGAUAUAUAUGACAGGGUGAAGAGCAGAUGCCACGAUGUUUUGACAUCCAGAAGAAUUUAAAAAAUUCCACCAGACAAAUGCCUACAUUGAUAAUGGAAAGCUCACCUAAAUUCAUAACUUGUCCUGAUUGUGGCGAGAGAUAUGACAACGCAAGGAAGAGAAGACUGAUCGAUAAUUGUGGUCAUCCAAGGUGUUAUUCUUGUCUGUUUGUCGACAAACCGUGCCCACUCUGUGAAAAGUUACCCAAGCAGCGGCCAAGAUCAACUUCAAACGUUAAAACAGAAUCUGAAAACCCUGACAAGAGCGAGCAAACAGGAAAUCUAAAACAAAGCAAGGAAUAUGGCGUUGGAUCUCACCCAAAUCUAUCGAAUUUAAAGGAAAUGCACAAAGAUCGCUCGGCAACGCUGCCACCUUCGUUUAGACGAGAUAGUCACUUCAGAUCGUUGCAUCGCUACGAGCCGCAUAAUAGUUCUUCAGAAAACCUCAGCACCUCGCGUCGUAGCCCAAGCCCGCCAUCUCAACGACCCAAAAGUAUGCCCCCGAGUUACCACAAGUCAUUAGAGAACUUACACGAACAAUUCUGGAAAAGUGUACAACUGGCUGAACGUAAAUGGAGUACAGCAAAAACAAAUAAGAAGAAAGACAGCAAAGAAACUUCUGCAGAAGAAGAAAAAAGCAACACCGUGCGAUCACCGGUUUCACCACCACCACCACCAGAGAUUAUAGAUUGUCCUGCUCCAGAUGUCGUCAGAUUACCAGUCCCUUCAUCCGCGCUACCCAGGUCACCACGUGUGCUGUACCACCACAUGACCGCUGAAGAAAGAAUGAAUGAAUUGAGGCACGAAAUCAGUAGAAAGGCACAGGAACGAAAAGAAGCCAGGCCUCGAUCCUGUUCUGAUAUCCUUCAGCCACAGUCCCUCAAGGACAUUAAAAAUGAUGCGUUUGAUCUUAGGACAACAGCAACCACUCGGCCACAGUCUUGGUCACAUAAUCAGUUCCCAUCAACAACUGCGCAAGGGAUUCCUUGUGGAUAUCGAUCAACAUCGAGUCUGUCUGAACGUUCAUUCGACUCGAGGAACUCUACUUGUUCAAGUCCACCAAAUUCGUGGUCUCCGAUGCUCUACCGAAGCAGUAGCCCACAUAACUACUCUUCCGAUAAAUCAUCCGACGUGUCAUCGAUUAAUUUGUCGGAUACUUGUUCGGUCAGUUCGGGAGAUUCGGAUUCGCUUCAUUCUGGGGUUCGGAGUCCUUCGUCUAAGAAUGAGAGGGGAUUUAAUAUUCCAAGACCGCACAGUGCGCUGGAAAACUAUAGUGGUGGAUCUAGUCCUUCGCAAACUCCACGUAGAUUCCCUGUCAAUCCUCUUUCAAACGUCACUUAUUGGGUCGUUGACACGGGGAAAAAACCGCUAGAGGUGCACCAAGGGUUACAAGAGACGAACCUUGAUGAGGCAAUUCGAAGAAGGCCUAGUAAUGACGGAUCAGCACAUGCGCAAACGCAUUGGAAUGGACAGACCAAGCUUUUACCAGCUGCUGUGGUCAACGUGCGCACUGGUGUAAACACUCUUUGAUCACUGUAUAUCUUAUUCUGAAAAUCUGGUGAAGAACGUACUGAUGACAUUUGUUACUGUAGAUAAGUGAAGUGAAAUGAGCUGCGCGACUUUCAGGGAUUUUAUAUUAUGUUCAUGGAGUUCGUUGGAUUGACAGCUAUCAAUCACGGACAACAGAUUCUAAGGAUUAGACGAUUCAGACUGUUAUAUUGAGUCAGUACAUAUUGGAUUUAUUCUAACAUAAGCAACAUUCUUGGGGUGCAUGUUACGUCAUAGCCGCCAUGUUGGUUGACUACACAAAGCAUUCUUAAAUAAGCUUCUCUUGUUAGAAUAGUCAUACUGGACAGCUAAACAACAUCAAAUCAACUGUUCCUCAAUGAAUAAUUUUUUUCUGAACAGAACGGGAACUUUAAUGUACUUAUGGAGAAUUAUAGCUGUGACUUUAUUCCCGGCCAGCAUGGCGCAUUCCUUGUGAAACUUCAACCGUACGCUUCGGAUUUUCGCUUGCGCUCGCCAGGAGUGGGUGUACGAUGAAUGAUACAUGUCGCGGCCGGCACUGAACUCAUUCACAACAAGCUCGCUUUUUAUUGAGAGCAAUGAACUACGAGGAAAACCUCAACAGUAAGAGUGGGUCAGUAUAUACUUUUAUUUGAGCCUGCGGGAGAGGACUUGGCCUCACGAAAGUCCAGUACAAUACCUGGACAACCACUGAGAAUCAAUUAGCUUUUCAAAUUCUAUAAAAAAUAUCGAAAUCCUGUAAAAAAAAGUUCCGAAAUCCUGAAAAAAAUACAAUCUCUGGGCUGAGGGCUGAUCUAAGUCAGAGCGCGGCUAAUAACUAAUAGGUUGUGGAAUGCGUGCAUAAAGAUAGUAUAACAAAAUUAAAUCACAUACGAAUUCGUUGGUAAUGUUUUAAAUUAUCGUACUAGCGCUAGUUGGUGGCGGUUUACAAACAUUACCAUUCUGAUGUUAAUUUGCCAACCAUUAUCACAAUAGUUUUUGCCAAGUUGCUUUGUUGUUUCAUCAGUGAAUCAAUCUCUGGUUGGCAUGGUAAUGACAAUAGCUUACGUCACAGCAACUAGCACUAUAUAGAGGUUUUGCACCAUCACGUGAUGGCGGCCAUGUUUAGAUGGCAGAACAAUAAAAUCUCUUUACUCUAAGGGAGUUGAAUUCGUUCACGUGUAAAAUGAUUGCAUUGUUUAUGUCGUCCAACAUGGCUGAGGUCAAGCGAUGGUGCAAAACCUCUCAUAUGUAAUUCUUUAUUGCAAUAAUGGAUGCCAAUGGAUAGUUUUACAAAUGCCUUAAUUUUUCUAAUGGUCUAUGAAUGGUUUGUAUAUAUUGUAUACUAAUUCAUUCGUUGGGUUGUAUUAGACAAGAACAAUCCACAAUACACCAUAUUGGACUGUUCUGUUUGUAGAAAUAUUUCAGUUUAAAGAAUGUUAUGAAAAGAAGUCCAAAAAAACAGUAGAGUGCAAACACUUUCAACUCGAUAGAGUGAAGUCACUAAACCCGUAAUAUAGUACAGAAUAAUACAAUACCUAUUGUUACCUAUUGUUUAAUCAGUGCUAAUUAAGUACUACAUGAAAUAGUACCAGUACUAUUCAAUGGUAUAGUGUUUGCACUCUAGCUGAUGACACAAGAUAAUAUAUAUAUAUAUUCCAUAUAUUUUUCCAGUAUUUUUACAAAGUUUUUUGAUCGAUAUUGUAAUGACAAGGCCCAAAGUGUGCUGCACUGUAAUAAAAUAUAAUCAAAAACAAAAUUAUUUUCAAGACCACAUAGAAUAAAUAAA